Messenger RNA from Mercenaria mercenaria, 2236 nucleotides. RefSeq names its product sodium- and chloride-dependent creatine transporter 1-like. Bases 267 to 2075 code for a protein of 602 amino acids. Lineage: Eukaryota; Metazoa; Mollusca; Bivalvia; Venerida; Veneridae. The record is from RefSeq and is a predicted model, not a curated record. The transcript is spliced from 14 exons. Gene Ontology annotation, biological process: sodium ion transmembrane transport. Gene Ontology annotation, cellular component: membrane.
ACUCAUUUUUUUAGGACAAAGCGAAUUUAUAUCAAUAAUUAUUAAUAUUAAUUAUAAACUAUGUGAUUCAGUGUUUUAGAAUAGUUAUUUGGUAAAACUCAUAGUAGUUCAUUUCCAAAAUAUCUUCUAAAUUUCAUGCAGUCUAAGAAAGAACUGCAGUUUUUCAACUUGAAACAGAUUGUUGUUGUUCUUCACGAAAAAUUAGCGUUAGCUGUUUUAACUAUUUUCAUUUUAGCAUAUGAGAAUAUUGGGACAGGAUAACAGAAAUGAUAGCGAGUACAGAGUUAGAGAUUCGCAUGAAGCCAAAGGAAAGUGAUGAUUUGGAUGAAAGUGUCUUGAACAAUGUUCAAGAAAGCUCUAACCCAGAUGUUGUAGAUAAUGAUAAAUUUAAUCUGAAGAGGGAUCAAUGGUCAAGUAAACUGGAUUUUAUUCUUGCCUGUGUAGGAUGCGCUGUAGGACUUGGCAAUAUUUGGAGAUUUCCAUACUUGUGCUACAAGAAUGGAGGAGGUGCGUUUCUGAUACCAUAUAUUAUAUGCCUUGUCACUUGCGGUUUGCCGCUUUUCAUGAUGGAACUGGCUCUCGGACAAUAUAUGCGUAUUGGCAAUGUGGAAACAUGGGCUAGACUAAUUCCAGCAUUUAAAGGAAUAGGAAUAGCAUCGUUUGUUGUCACUUUCCAAAUGAACAUCUACUAUAUCAUAAUCUUGGCUUGGGCUGCCUACUUUCUUGUCAUGUCGUUUACUUCAACGCUUCCGUGGUCACAUUGUAACAAUGCAUGGAAUACAGAUUGGUGUUUCACGCAACUGAAUGUAACACCAGUUAUUAAUGUUCCGUCAGUUCUGGCAAAUGAAUCAACCCAAGGCAAGACCGUCGACGCUGUAAUAGAGUUCUGGGAGAGAAAGGUUCUACAUAUUUCCGGAGGUAUUGACGAGCCGGGAAACAUAGUUUGGGAGUUGGCUGUAUCCUUACUCGUUAUCUGGAUAUUAGUAUAUCUAUGUGUUUGCAGAGGCGUCAGAGUUAGCGGAAAAAUAGUUUAUUUUACUGCUUUAUUUCCAUAUGUGAUUAUAACAAUACUGCUUAUACGUGGGGUGACUCUAGAUGGAGCAAGGGACGGUAUAUAUUUCUACCUCAAGCCAGACUUCUCAAGACUUUUAGAUCCACAGGUUUGGGUAGACGGGGGGACGCAGAUUUUCUUCUCCUAUGUCCUGGCAACUGGCGUUGUUACUACGCUCAGCAGUUACAAUAAAUAUCGUAACAACUUCUACAGGGAUUGCUUUAUCAUAGCGACGUUUAAUAGCUGUACUAGUUUCUAUGGCGGAUUUGCAGUGUUUUCAGUUCUUGGAUUCAUGGCGAAGGAGCAAAAUGUUACUGUCAGUGAAGUUGCCAAAUCUGGUCCUGGUUUAGUGUUUAUUGCCUAUCCUAAGGCUAUCACGAAGAUGCCAAUAUCACCUCUAUGGGCUGUACUUUUUUUCUUCAUGAUAUUACUGGUUGGGUUUGACAGUCAGUUUGUAGCUGUAGAAGCAUUAUUGGCGCCAAUUAUAGAUGCUUUCCCACAAUACCUGUACCGGAAGAGAAACAGAAUGAUUCUUACCGCAGUUUACUGUGUAGUUACUUAUUUUCUUGGACUAUCGAUGCUAACAGAGGGUGGGAUGUAUGUGUUUCAACUCUUUGACUACUACAGUGCCAGUGGACUGGUCUUGCUAUGGAUUUGCUUCUUUGAGGCAGUUGUUGUCUCAUGGGUGUUUGGAGAGGAACGUUUCCAGGAAGCAGCUGAGAUGAUGAUAGGACGGAGAUUUCCAUGCUGGUUUUUUAUGUGUUGGAAAUACAUCAUACCAGUCAUAACCUCUGCGAUAUUUAUUUUCUCCAUAGUGUCGUUUAAACCGCUGACCUAUGAGAAGACAUAUAUCUAUCCUAGAUGGGCUCAGGCAAUUGGGUUUUGUAUGGCUCUUGUGUCAAUGAGUUGUAUCCCCGUAGUUUUCAUAUACACGCUAAUAACUACAAGGGGAACACUACGACGGAGAUGGCAAAUCAUAUUCACACCACUGCUGCAAACGCACCAGAUUUCAGUGAAAGAGUAACCACCAGUCAUGCAAUUGCAUAUAAAAACCUAUAGUGAUGUAACAGACCUUAAAUGUUUACUUGGAACAACGGCCGAUUAUUAACAUCAUCCAUGUUAUGUUGUUGGCCACAAUUUAAUUCUCUUUUAGAAUGCUAACUGGAGUUGUCUUCCUGUAAUACA